Molecule: messenger RNA, 1074 nt
Organism: Cannabis sativa
Lineage: Eukaryota; Viridiplantae; Streptophyta; Magnoliopsida; Rosales; Cannabaceae
Product: B3 domain-containing protein At1g05920-like
Exons: 1
Coding region: 7-1074 (355 amino acids)
Molecular function (GO): DNA binding
Source: RefSeq, a predicted model, not a curated record
AGAAGGAUGAUCGAAGCCCUUGCUUUGGUGUGCUCCUUGCACGUUGAGAUAUUGUCUGAUAAUGAUCGUAGUCAUCAUUUGGGUUCGGUUGACGAUUUGGUUGAAGAAAAACUGAGAAAUAUUGAUGUAAUGAAAGAAUUAGAGGAAGACACCCCAAAACGGCACUGUACUGCUUCUACUUCUGGGCAGUACUACUCUCCCUCAUCAUCAUCAUCUGAAGAAACAAAAAGGAUCAGCAACGACAUCAUGAUCUUCAAAAGUGGCAUCCCAAAACGACGCCGUACUGCUUCUACACACUCAUCAUCAUCAUCAUCAUCAUCAUCAUCACCAUCAGAAAGAAAAAGGAGCAACGACAUCAUGAUCUUAGAAAGCGGCAUCCCGAAACGACGCCGUACUGCUUCUACUCACUCAACAUCAUCAUCAUCAUCAUCUGAAGAAAGAAAAAGGGGCAAAGACGACACCGGCAUCCCGAAACGACGCCGUACUAGUGAUGAUCAUCAUGAUGAUGAUGUAGUACUACGAGUAGUGCCUGAAGAAACGAAGGUGACAAGAAGAAAUAAGUCGAAUAAUAAAAGAAAGAGGAUCAGGGAUGAUAGUGAUACGAGUAAUACAAGUAAAGGAGGUGUAAUUCAUGGACCAAACCCUCCUCCGCCUAUUUCUGAGGAGCUGGCCCAAGUCAUUCGUAGUAUGACUACUGCUGAUCAUCCCAACGUCAAAUUGGUUAUUCAGAGAAAACUUUUCCAAACUGAUACUCUCUCACGACAAAAUCGUCUUCAAAUGCCACGUAAUCAGAUCAGUUCCGAUGACUUUCUCAACGACGACGAGAAUAAGAAAUUGGACCAAAAUGAGGGAAUUCAAGUUAGGUUCAUUCAACCCAACCUUGAAGAAGAAAAUGGCCUAGUUUUCAAGAGGUGGAAAUACAAGAACGUCAACUGUGCGGGUUACGUGUUCAACAAAAAUUGGCACAAAGGUGUUGUUCAGAAAAAUGGACUCGAGUGUGGGCAACUUGUUCAGGUCUGGUUUUUUAGGGACAAGGAUGGAAACCCUUGUUUUGCCAUGGUCAAUCUCGGCUGA